Messenger RNA from Ilex paraguariensis (yerba mate), 945 nucleotides. NCBI's taxonomy places the organism in Eukaryota, Viridiplantae, Streptophyta, Magnoliopsida, Aquifoliales, Aquifoliaceae. The record is from the annotation of a GenBank genome assembly.
AUGGCGGGGAAACAACUGCCAGAGGUUGUUCAUGCUGGAUUUGCAGGUAAGGGAAACUGUUGGCCAUUUUCUCAAUACCAACAAGAGGAUGGAUGCUUGGAUGUGGGUGUGGGACCUCCUCAUCUGCAGCAUGACACUGGGAAUGGUUGUGGAGACAAAUUUGGGUCAUACAGAGAUGGUUCUGAUCAUGAUAAUGUCAGAGAGUUCCGCGUGUCUGCCAAGGAUGACUCAGUAUUUCAAUCUUACAACAGUGGGCUGGCUACUCAACGUUCUUCUUGGGUUGGGUUGGGUAAGGGAAACUGUUGGCCAUUUUCUCAAUACCAACAAGAGGAUGGAUGCUUGGAUGUGGGUGUGGGACCUCCUCAUCUGCAGCAUGACACUGGGAAUGGUUGUGGAGACAAAUUUGGGUCAUACAGAGAUGGUUCUGAUCAUGAUAAUGUCAGAGAGUUCCGCGUGUCUGCCAAGGAUGACUCAGUAUUUCAAUCUUACAACAGUGGGCUGGCUACUCAACGUUCUUCUUGGAAUCUUUGGCUCGAGUUUGAAGCUGAAUUGUGUUCCAUUGGUUACACAGCUCGCUUUGAGCGAAUGAAAAUUGAGAUGGACAAAAGCAAGCUAGACAAUUCAAAUUCCAUAAAUAUGGCGGGGAAACAACUGCCAGAGGUUGUUCAUGCUGGAUUUGCAGGUAAGGGAAACUGUUGGCCAUUUUCUCAAUACCAACAAGAGGAUGGAUGCUUGGAUGUGGGUGUGGGACCUCCUCAUCUGCAGCAUGACACUGGGAAUGGUUGUGGAGACAAAUUUGGGUCAUACAGAGAUGGUUCUGAUCAUGAUAAUGUCAGAGAGUUCCGCGUGUCUGCCAAGGAUGACUCAGUAUUUCAAUCUUACAACAGUGGGCUGGCUACUCAACGUUCUUCUUGGCUUGGCUUGGGUUUUGAACCACAAAAUUGA